This is a messenger RNA of Ambispora gerdemannii, 237 nucleotides long. NCBI's taxonomy places the organism in Eukaryota, Fungi, Glomeromycota, Glomeromycetes, Archaeosporales, Ambisporaceae. The record is from the annotation of a GenBank genome assembly.
AUGAAUAAUGAUGAAUAUCUACGAAGAGUAAUUAUCGACGAACACCUCAGCAUAUGUGCUGAAGACAUGUCGCGUCUCCUCAAUACAUACCAAUGCGAGUGGACAUCCGUUAUCAAAGACCCUGCUUGCCGUACCCAAUUCAAACAAAUUACCAACACUGAAGAUAUUCAACCGAGUAUUGAAUUCAUAACAGAACGUGGUCAACGAUUGAUUGGCUCAAAGAAUUUCGUAGAUUAA